Lycium ferocissimum is the source of this 1458-nucleotide messenger RNA. Its product is annotated as fructose-bisphosphate aldolase 6, cytosolic-like. The record is from RefSeq and is a predicted model, not a curated record. Gene Ontology annotation, cellular component: cytosol. Gene Ontology annotation, molecular function: fructose-bisphosphate aldolase activity. The transcript is spliced from 3 exons. The coding region runs from base 31 to 1203 and encodes 390 amino acids. Lineage: Eukaryota; Viridiplantae; Streptophyta; Magnoliopsida; Solanales; Solanaceae. Gene Ontology annotation, biological process: glycolytic process; fructose 1,6-bisphosphate metabolic process.
GAGGGGUAGCAUGUAUCAUCGAUUACACCGAUGCUCACACACUUACUAUAUAUACAUAUAUUAAACCUAAUAUUUCUCCACUCUUCUAUUCUCUCUAGAAUUCUCUUCUUCGUUCAAGCAAUAACCAUGUCUUGCUACAAGGGAAAAUACACUGAUGAGCUGAUCGCAAAUGCUGCAUACAUAGCCACCCCUGGUAAGGGUAUCCUUGCUGCUGAUGAGUCUACUGGAACAAUUGGCAAGCGUCUAUCUAGCAUUAAUGUUGAGAAUGUUGAGUCAAACAGGAGGGCUCUCCGGGAGUUGCUCUUCUGCACACCUGGUGCUCUUCAAUACCUUAGUGGAAUUAUCUUGUUCGAGGAAACCCUUUAUCAGAAGACUGCAUCUGGAAAGCCUUUUGUUGAUGUCAUGAAGGAAGGCGGAGUCCUCCCUGGAAUUAAAGUCGACAAGGGUACUGUUGAGCUUCCUGGAACCAAUGGUGAGACGACUACCCAGGGUCUUGAUGGCCUUGCUGAACGCUGUCAAAAGUACUAUGCUGCUGGUGCUAGGUUCGCCAAAUGGCGUGCAGUGCUCAAGAUUGGUGCCAACGAGCCUUCUCAGCUUGCUAUCAAUGACAACGCCAAUGGCCUUGCCAGAUAUGCCAUCAUAUGCCAGCAGAAUGGUCUUGUCCCCAUUGUGGAACCUGAGAUCCUUGUUGAUGGAUCCCAUGACAUUAACAAGUGUGCUGAUGUCACAGAGCGUGUUCUUGCUGCUUGCUACAAGGCUCUCAAUGACCACCACGUUCUCCUCGAGGGUACAUUGUUGAAGCCCAACAUGGUCACUCCCGGAUCUGAUGCCCCUAAAGUUGCACCAGAGGUGAUUGCAGAGUACACCGUACGUGCCUUGCAGAGAACAAUGCCAGCUGCUGUCCCCGCUGUGGUUUUCUUGUCUGGUGGUCAGAGUGAGGAAGAGGCCACCCGCAACCUCAAUGCCAUGAACAAGCUGCAAACAAAGAGGCCAUGGACUCUUUCGUUCUCCUUCGGACGUGCUCUUCAGCAGAGCACUCUCAAGGCCUGGUCAGGAAAAGAGGAGAAUGUCGAGAAGGCCCGUGCUGCAUUCCUCACAAGGUGCAAGGCCAACUCUGAGGCUACUCUUGGAAAGUAUGCCGGUAGUUCCAACUUGACUGAGGGUGCUUCCGAGAGCCUUCACGUCAAGGACUACAAGUAUUAGGACAAUAUUCGGUUGCUGCCUCUGUUUGGUUUCUGUUUUGAUGACGAGGUUUUGCAGGAUGGUUUACUAGAAGGGUCUUUUACUAGUCAUAGUGUGAUAGGCUUUUGAAGUUUGUCACGAGAUCUGUUGAAUAAAACCUGAAGAGACAUCAGUUUUGUUACGUUGUAGGGGUCUUUUUUAUCAUGUUAAUCUAGAUUAUGUUAUCGGAUGUAUGCCCUGUCGAUGGGGUUUAAUAUAUUGAGCUUCGGUUUUGCA